AAUAUUACGUCAAACGGCCUAAACCAGGAAGUAAGAAAUAUCAACAAUCAGGCCAGAGCGAGAAGAGUGACACGGUCGCCUGUUGGCGUUUAACGUUUUAAAAGGACCUUUAUUGCUAUAUAGUUUAGAAUCGCAGAAUGUCCGUGUUUGGGAAGCUGUUCGGCGGUGGGGGCAAAGGAGGUAAAGGGCCGAGUGCACAAGAGGCGAUUCAGAAACUCCGAGAGACCGAGGAAAUGUUAACGAAGAAACAGGAUUUUCUAGAGAAAAAGAUUGACCAGGAACUCAUUACUGCAAAGAAAAACGGCACUAAAAACAAACGAGCGGCCCUGCAGGCCUUGAAAAGGAAGAAGCGGUAUGAGAAGCAGCUUACCCAGAUUGAUGGCACAUUGUCCACCAUCGAGUUCCAGAGAGAGGCGCUGGAAAAUGCCAACACCAACACUGAAGUGCUCAAGAACAUGGGCUUUGCUGCUAAGGCAAUGAAGUCUGCCCAUGAAAACAUGGACAUAGACAAAGUAGAUGACUUGAUGCAAGACAUCACUGAGCAGCAGGAGCUAGCACAAGAGAUCUCAGAUGCCAUCUCAAAACCUGUAGGCUUUGGAGAUGAGUUUGAUGAGGAUGAACUCCUAGCAGAGUUGGAUGAGCUGGAACAAGAGGAAUUGGACAAAAACUUGCUGGAGAUCGGCGGGACAGAAAAUGUUCCUCUUCCCAAUGUGCCUUCUACUUCAUUACCCUCAAGACCUGCCAAAAAGAAGGAGGAUGAAGAUGAGGAUGACAUGGAGGACUUACAGCGCUGGGCGAUGGAGGCUAACUAGUUGCAUUACUGACACCAACUGCUGUAGAGGGGAAAAAAAGGACUAAUGGAAUAUUGAGUAUGGUUGUUUUGUGUCCGAGAGCCAACCACCAUCUAAAACUAACACUAAAAGGGCAAUGCUGUAGGUUCUGUUUCCAGCCCAAAACCAGAGAAAGGGUACCAUGGCCUUCCAUGAAAAGAGGAAGUUCAGAAGCUGUAUAAAAGCUAUAAACAGGAUGUUUGAAUCAGAAAAUGUCUUUGGCAAUUUCUACCAAAAAGUUAACAUAAUCAGCCCCCGCCCUUGCAUUUGGGCAGUUAUUGUAAUAUCACUGAACUGUUCUUGUCUUUGUGAUGCUAUGAACUUCACUGAAAGGCAAAAAAGUAUGUUUUUAAUACAUGGGCGUUGCAAUGUCUCUUUUUCCGACUUAAACAUAUUUACCAUUUGGUGUGGUCUGGAUGUUUUUAUUCACCUUUACGUUUUGUUUGUAAUUGCUCUUAAAAUAGGAUGGAAAAAUGAGCAUGCUCCCAUGGUAACGUUUAGAACGGUCGAUUUUCGCGAUUGUUAUUCUGAAACUUUUGCUUUACAUGCUUUCCCCCCCCCUAUCAACAUUUUAGUGAUCCCCAUCUCCAAAGCAUCCUCACCAUGUGACCCUUAUUAUUUGAUGUAAAUAUCUAAAUAAUUUAUAUUUUUGCUGUCACAGAAGGUUUUCUUCAUGUUGUGCUAAGCAUUCAAUGAGGGAAAAAUGUAAUACACCGCACGGCUUCAGAGAAAAAUUAUUACCCCCACCCAGUUCUGUUGUCUGUGUCAUUUCUGAAAGGGUUCAUUUUGAAUUGUAUAAGGUAGGGGGAAGAAAUCACCAUAUUAACUGCAGGAAAAAAAUAGGAUAAUGGGUUGUAAUGAUUAGAGUAGUGGAUACAGUAUCAACAUUUUGGGUUUGAGGAUUAGUUGUGGGUUUUUUUUAUUUACGCGAUGUACAUUUUUUACAUAGGAAAAAUAUACACAAGGAUAAGCAUGUUUGCAUUUCUAUGGUAUAUUUAUCCAGAUGAGAAUAUUAUUUGGAAAAUCAUUAAAGUUUUUGAUUAUUU
This is a messenger RNA of Coregonus clupeaformis (lake whitefish), 1876 nucleotides long. Its product is annotated as charged multivesicular body protein 4b. Gene Ontology annotation, biological process: late endosome to vacuole transport via multivesicular body sorting pathway; vesicle budding from membrane. The coding region runs from base 138 to 812 and encodes 224 amino acids. Gene Ontology annotation, cellular component: ESCRT III complex; multivesicular body; cytoplasmic side of plasma membrane. NCBI's taxonomy places the organism in Eukaryota, Metazoa, Chordata, Actinopteri, Salmoniformes, Salmonidae. The transcript has 5 exons. The record is from RefSeq and is a predicted model, not a curated record.